AUGAAGAACAAAAGUGGUGGUCACAGACGCAAUAAAUCAGCUCGCAAUGAAGCCGCUGCUGGCAACAAGAAUGGUCGUCGCAGGCGGAAUGUAAGUGUGCCUGGUGUUUGUCUGUUGUGCAAGGUUCAUCCUCAGAAGGUUUAUUAUUUGUUCUUACUGCUAAAUGCAAUGCAGAAAUCAGCUCGCAAUGGAGCCGCUGCUGACAAUGGCGACAGGCUUAGCAAUCUGCCCAAUGACCUCCUGCUCAACAUUCUGGAGAGGGUGGACACACUUGAUGCUAUAAGGACCUGCAUCCUCUCCAAGCAAAUGCUGAAUCUCCCCACCAUGCUCUCGCAGUUCUUCUUAAGUGCUGGUUCCGUUCCAGGUCACCAUGAUAAAGCUUGUGUUUUCAGCCGCGGUGAAGUUCUCCGAACCAACAAUGCUGUGGCUCGUGUAACGGAUAGCAUCUUGUGCACAAGGAAUCCGAAGAUCGCCAUUACUAAACUUAAAAUCAGAUUCGUCUUGAUGCCACAUGUCUCUCUCACCAUUGGAAGAUCUGUUGCCCGUGCCAUGGCAACCCAGAAGGUUGGCGCAGCUGAGUUUGAGAUCAUAACGGAGAAGGCUUAUACGGACUGCUCUCCUGCCGAUCUUCUCCAAUUUGCGAAUCAGUUAAAUAAUUUUGUUGGUGCUUUCCCAGAUGCAUUUGCUGGACUCAGGCGCCUGUGGCUGCGCAAUAUGAGGUUUGGUGAACUGGACAUCACCAACAUUCUCAGCACUUGCAAACUCUUGGCAUCUUUGCGUUUAACCGAGUGCGACUCAGGGAUCGAUUCUGUGCUGCAAGUAGAACAUGCUCAGCUUGUUGAGCUUGAGGUAGACUACGGGGAAUUUUCAAGAGUUGAGCUGACAUGUCUACCAAAACUCCAACGAGUGAGGUAUAAUAAUUGGUACUCUUAUGAAGAUCCCCUGUAUUUUGGUUUUGUACCACAGCUUUCAAAGCUGAGCCUCACUAAAACUGGUGUCCGUUGGGAGAAGACUCUGGAGUUAAGUCAGCUCCUUGCUAAUGUUCCGAACAUAAGCAAUCUGCAUCUUGAUUUUGAAAGUGAAAAGAUCUGGGUUCUACCAGAAUGCCCGAAACUGCUCACGCCUGUGCUCGGCAAACUACAGCAUGUGAAUCUAGACAAUCUUCCUGAAGGAUGUGAUUUAGCUUGGACGAUGUUUAUUCUUGAAGCUGCACCCACCCUAGAAGAGCUGUGUGUCGCGGUAAGGGAUCAUUGGUGCAUAAUGCUGACAGACGAAGAAGCUCGGAAGAAAAAUGGUUACUGCGAAAAGGCAGACGUGAAUUGGAAGCCAUAUGCACCUGAUUUCAAGCACAAGAAUCUGGCUAAGCUCACCAUCUAUGGCUUCCAACCCAACGACAAUUUUAAGCGAUACAUCAGAUGUGUUGUGGAACAUGCGGUUAAUAUAACAGAGAUAUCUCUGUACGACAGGAAAGUGUGCGGGAGCUGUGGUGACUUGGAUCCCGAGAUCAAGGUAAAGGUUUGUCCAUCAAGAUAUCCACAGACAGCCGAGGAGAUGAAGCAGAUAACUGAGGGGUUGGGUUUGGCUUCGCGUGCUGUGAUUCACUUCCGGUCCUAA
Messenger RNA from Triticum turgidum subsp. durum (durum wheat), 1614 nucleotides. The record is from the annotation of a GenBank genome assembly. NCBI's taxonomy places the organism in Eukaryota, Viridiplantae, Streptophyta, Magnoliopsida, Poales, Poaceae.